Molecule: messenger RNA, 3049 nt
Organism: Ananas comosus (pineapple)
Lineage: Eukaryota; Viridiplantae; Streptophyta; Magnoliopsida; Poales; Bromeliaceae
Product: receptor like protein 30-like
Exons: 2
Coding region: 135-2915 (926 amino acids)
Molecular function (GO): protein binding
Source: RefSeq, a predicted model, not a curated record
UGAAGGGGAUGCAGUAGUCAGUAGACCGUAGCACCAAUAAAUAAACGUAUAAUAUAUUGCACAUGGAUCUAUAUAUAAGUAGGCAUUGCCAUUGUGUAGAGCUGUAAAAUAUACAGGUCACGAGGACCACAACAAUGCAAUUCCGUUUGCUACUUCUUCUCACACUGUGGCUUUUAGGCCAUCAUGCUAUCUUAACAAGCGGGUGCUUCGAGAUGGAAAGGGCGGCACUCCUUACUUUCAAAGCCGGUAUUAUCGAUACAAGCAACUGCUUGUCUUCGUGGACCGGCCGAGAUUGUUGUAGCUGGCAGGGAGUAGUCUGCGACAAUAACACCGGCCACGUUGUGAAGCUUAACCUUCAAAACAAGUAUCAGUACGAUUCCAAUUCAUCCGACUGUACCCUGCGCGGUGAGAUCAAUCCAUCUUUACUUGUUCUAAGUCAUUUAAUUCGCCUUGACCUUAGUGGCAACGAUUUUAAUGGAACCAACAUUCCGGAAUUCAUCGGUUCCUUGAAACGCUUGAAGCAUCUUGAUCUCUCUAAUUGUGGAUUCAGCGGUAAAGUACCUCAGCAACUUGGGAAUCUAUCUAAUAUUCGUUUUCUUGAUCUCUCUUGCUUCUACGAAACUUGUAUAUUUCCAUAUAGAGUUGACGGCCUAUCAUGGCUUUCUCAUUUAUCUUCUCUUAGGUAUCUUGCGUUGAUGUCAUUGGAUCUAUCCAGCGCUGCAAAUUGGUUGCAAGAAGUUAAUAAGUUAAAAUACCUAAAGGAGCUGCGUUUCUCAUAUUGUGGUCUGAGUAAUAUCCCAAACUCUCUUUCUCAUGUCAACUUCACAAAUCUAGAAGUUCUUGAUAUUGGUCGUAAUGGCCCCUUCAAUACCACCCUACCAACUUGGCUGUGGGAUCUUACUAAGCUUUCUUAUCUUGAUCUGGGAAAUUCUGGAUUUCAUGGGAAGAUCCCAGACUCACUUGGAAACUUAAUUUCUUUGAAGACCCUAUAUUUACAAUCUAAUGAUUUUGAAGGUAGUAUACCUACAUCGAUUCAAAAUCUGUGCAACUUAGUAUUUGUAGACUUGAGUUCUGUUGGCAUUGGCGGAGAUAUUGCAGAGUUAGCAGGGAAGUAUUGCCCCUGGAAGAAUAUGGAGACACUAAUGUUAGGAAAUAACAAGCUUCAUGGGAGUUUAUUUGGAUGGCUAGAGGAGAUGAAGAAUCUAAGCUAUCUUGAUCUCAGCAAUAAUUCACUAGCAGGGCCUGUUCCUACUGGAAUUGGCAGACUCUCAAAUUUGCAAAUUUUGGAACUCUCUUAUAAUUCCUUGCAAGGUGUCAUAUCUGAAGCUCAUUUUGCCAAUCUAUCAAAGUUGAAAACCUUGAGCCUAGGCUCAAAUUCUUUAAUCAUUGACGUGGAUCAAAAUUGGACUCCUCCAUUUCAACUUUCGGAGAUUAGUUUAGGUUCUUGUCGAUUUUCGCAGCCUCAAUUUCCAGCAUGGCUUCGAUGGCAAAUGCAAACUAUCUUUCUAGAUCUGUCCAACACGGGGAUCAGAGACACCGUGCCUGAAUGGUUUUGGAAUUUGCCAUUUUUUAACGUGGAUCUCUCUCAUAAUCAGAUUAGAGGCAAGUUGCCCAUGACCCUGCAAUUUACAAACAUGGCCACUCUUAUUUUGAGGUCUAACAGACUUGAAGGCCCAAUUUCUUCUUUGCCAACCACGCUUGUAGCAUUAGAUCUCUCAGAAAAUUCUAUAUCAGGACCCCUCUCACCAACCUUGAAUAUGUCGCGGUUAAGUUAUUUAUUAUUGUCAAGCAAUCAGAUCAAUGGUAGUAUCCCAUCUUAUAUAUGUAAAUUAAAAUUUCUAAAAGUUCUUGAUCUAUCAAACAACUCUUUGUCAGGAGAACUCCCUCAAUGCUGGAAGAAUUCAUUCCUUUUAGUCUUGGAUUUGUCGAACAACAAUCUUGCUGAUGAAAUUCCUUCUUCAAUUGGUUCACUGAGCUCACUCACAUUAUUGCACCUCAACAAUAACAACUUCUAUGGAGAACUUCCUUUGGAAUUGCAACAUUGCAAUAAUUUGCUGUUCCUUGACGUUAGCAAUAAUAAAUUCACAGGGGAAAUCCCAAGAUGGAUAGGUGAAAACUUGCAGGAUCUAGUAAUAUUGCAAUUGAGGUCAAAUAUGUUUGUGGGUGAAAUUCCUUCAGAACUUGGACGACUCGCUUACCUCCAAUUCUUGGAUCUUGCGCAUAACAAUUUGACAGGAUCAAUACCACGCUCUUUUGGUAACUUUAGCGCUAUGACCUAUGAUGCAAUUCACAAUUAUGAUGGAAAUGGAUAUACCGUUGACGAGAGCAACUUUACAUCUUUUGACUACAGUAAUAACUUGCUUGUGGUAAUACAUGGAGACGAGUAUCAAUAUUCUACCACCAUUUAUCUUCUCAAGAUUCUGGACCUCUCGGAAAACAAUCUAAGUGGUCAAAUUCCAGAAGAGAUAGUUGCACUUGUGUUAUUGCGUAGUUUGAAUUUAUCAGGAAAUCAUCUAACUGGAAUGAUUCCGGAAAGGUUAGGUGACAUGCGCUCCUUGGAAUCGCUUGACCUCUCCCUAAAUGAGCUUCAAGGAAAUCAAUUGAGCACACUCGAUAACCCUUCAAUUUAUAUUGGCAACACUUACCUUUGUGGACCUCCGACGGGAAAGAAUUGUUCUGAAAAUGAAACAAUACCUAAUAUUGCUGGAGAUGACUACGAUGGUUCUGAGUCAACAUGGCUAUAUGUCGGCAUGGGAUUAGGGUUUGUCGCUGGAUUCUGGGGCGUUUGCGGUAUCCUAAUAUUCAAGGAGUCCUGGAGUAGCGCCUAUUUUCAAAUGAUUGACAGGCUAUACAACAAAAUAUAUGUGAUAAUAGCAAUAAGUAUGAGAAGGUUGAAUAGAAAAAUGGGCGGAUGAAGUCCAUUUUCUAUAAUAUAUCUUUAUGUAUGGUGUGUUUCUUUUUUUCUUUUGCAUGGUAUUUGUUAUUGUAAGUUCACAACAUUCUCCUAUGUGUAAUGUUGGCUUAAUAAUAAUGUCUACUUCCUGUGAAA